Vanderwaltozyma polyspora DSM 70294 is the source of this 1080-nucleotide messenger RNA. It is a transcript of the gene HOM6, whose product is annotated as homoserine dehydrogenase. Bases 1 to 1080 code for a protein of 359 amino acids. Lineage: Eukaryota; Fungi; Ascomycota; Saccharomycetes; Saccharomycetales; Saccharomycetaceae. Gene Ontology annotation, molecular function: NADP binding; homoserine dehydrogenase activity; aspartate kinase activity. The record is from RefSeq and is a predicted model, not a curated record. The transcript has a single exon. Gene Ontology annotation, biological process: L-homoserine biosynthetic process; aspartate family amino acid biosynthetic process.
AUGGCUCAAAAGGAAGUUAAUGUUGCUGUUAUUGGUGCAGGUGUUGUUGGUUCUGCAUUUUUAGACCAAAUCAUUGCCAUGAAGGCACCAAUUAAAUAUAAUUUAAUUGUUAUUGCUGAAUCAAAGAACAGUUUGAUUUCCGAAGACUACUCUCCAUUGCAAUUGGAUUCCAAUUGGUCUCAAACUCUAUCAAAUUCUAAGCAAGAAACUUUACCAUUAGAAAAAUUGAUUGAGUUUCUAUCAAAGUCUCCUUUACCUGCUAUUUUAGUUGAUAAUACAUCUAGUGCUUAUAUUGCAGGAUUUUAUCCAAAAAUUGUUGAAAGUGGUAUCUCUAUUGCUACUCCAAACAAGAAAGCUUUCUCCUCUGAUUUGGAUACUUGGAAUAAGUUGUUCUCUGGUAAUCCAGGCAAUGGUUUAGUUUAUCAUGAAGCUACUGUUGGUGCUGGUUUGCCAAUUUUAGGUCCAUUGAGAGAUUUCAUUCAAACUGGUGAUGAAGUUGAAAAAAUUGAAGGUAUCUUUUCCGGUACUUUAUCUUAUAUCUUUAAUGAAUUUUCUACAGCCACUCCAAACGAUAUCAAAUUCUCUGACGUUGUGAAAGUCGCUAAACAAGCAGGUUACACUGAACCAGAUCCAAGAGAUGAUUUAAACGGUUUGGACGUUGCUAGAAAAGUUACUAUUGUUUCUAGAAUUUCUGGUUUGAAAAUUGAAUCUCCAACUUCAUUCCCUGUUCAAUCUUUAAUUCCAAAGCCAUUAGAAAGUGUAGAAAGUGUGGAUGAAUUUAUGGCUAAAUUACCAGAAUAUGAUGAUGAAUUGACUAAGUUGAAGGAAGAAGCUGCCAAAGAAAACAAAGUAUUGAGAUUCAUCGGUAAAGUCGAUGUUCCAAACAACAAAGUUUCUGUUGGUAUUGAAAAAUACGACUAUUCUCAUCCUUUCGCCUCCUUGAAAGGUUCUGAUAAUGUUAUCUCUAUUAAGACUAAGAGAUACGUUAACCCAGUUAUUGUACAAGGUGCUGGGGCUGGUGCAGCUGUCACUGCAGCAGGUGUCUUGGCAGAUGCUAUCAAAAUUGCUGAAAGGGUUUAA